AUGAGUUUGUUUGUGCGUGUGUUUUCUUUAUUGCAGUCUAAGAAAUUAGAAUAUGUGAAUUCUGAAUAUGGAAAGAACGCAGUGAGAAUCCUGUACGUGAGACGGGAAGGCCAGGUACACUGCAUUAAAGAACUGUCAAUCUCUGUACACAUCAGACUCAACACUAUGAAUGAAUACUUGAAUGCUGACAACUCCAGAGUCAUCCCUACAGACACCAUAAAGAAUACAAUUGAAGCACUGGCCAAGUGCAAUGGGAUCAGAACAAUAGAGGAGUUUGGGCUGGAUAUCUGUGAGCACUUCAUUAACACUUUCUGCCACGUGGUGUAUUGCAAUGCCUUUAUCCAUGAGGUUCCCUGGCAGCGCCUUGAAAAGGACAAUAUUCCCCAUGUCCAUGCUUUUCUCUACAGUUCUGAAGGAAUUCGAUUUUGUGAAGUGGAACAGACUCAGGACAAUCGUCCAAUUGUUUUCUCUGGCAUUAAGGACUUAAAACUUAUGAAAACAACCCAGUCUGGAUUUCAGGGCUUUCUUAAAGAAAGAUACACCACACUUCCAGAAAGGAUAGAUAGAGUGUUGUCGGUGGAAACUCUCAUCAAAUGGUGCUACGGUGAAUGCUUGGAUGGCCUUGAUUAUGAUGCCAUCUGGAGAACUGCCCACGAAAGUGUCCUGGAUGCUUUUGCUGGGCCACCAGAAACAGGCCAUUACUCACCGUCUUACCAGAAAACAGUCAACUGUAUUCAGACAUACAUUCUGGAUAGAAUCCCACAGAUUGAAGAGAUAGAAGUGAUCCUGUCUAACAUCCACUAUUCGGUGACAAAUUUAGAAAAACUGGGAAUAUCCAAUGACAAAGAGAUUUUUACACCCCAGGAGACACCAUUUGGUGCUUGUGCAUCCACGCUGCGUAGGAAGGAUUGUUCAAAAAAUCUGCGUCAGAUUUCAUCUUUUGUAGUAGGCUUGCUUGGAGAAAAGUUUUCGAGGAUUUCAGUCUUUCAGAAUGGGACAUUUCAUCACAUGGAACAUGGAACAAAUUUAUCUAAAUGUUUUCAUUUACUGUUCUUUUACUUUAAUAAGGUAUAAGUAAUUUUCAAGUUUCUCUUGCCUUCUGUGGCCUGUUCUUUAGGGUUAAGCUUUCUAAACUGAAAAAAAAUGAAAAUGUCUCUAGCAAGGGGUAAAGAAUUUCUAGGUGCCUCCUCUGUGACAGCUCUUUUCUUCGUUUACAAAUCUCAAGAGAGCAGAGAAGGAUAUUUACCAAUGCUUUUAACAUCUGCUUUUUGUUGGGAAACAUACACUAAAGUCUUAUGAAAUGGGAGAGCUUAAUUAAUGUGACCUAUUGGAGAAAAAAAAAACAUUGCUGGCCACUUUAUAAUUUGGGGACACACCCACUCUAAAAGAAAAUCUACAUAUCACCAUUAAAAAGUAUGAAAACUGCCUUAUCAACAAGGUUUUUAAUAAGAAAGCCCAGAAAAUUCUCCAAAAUAUGAGUUAAUUAGUAUCAACUAGUAUCGGCUUUUCUGUUGUUCAAAAUUUGACUGCAUAAUUUAAUCUGUUUACUUUUUAUUCUAUCCUAUCUUUCAACUAGAGAAUUACUAGAAUUAAUAUUAUAAUGUCUCAAA
Crotalus tigris (Tiger rattlesnake) is the source of this 1610-nucleotide messenger RNA. RefSeq names its product uricase-like. The transcript is spliced from 8 exons. Lineage: Eukaryota; Metazoa; Chordata; Lepidosauria; Squamata; Viperidae. Gene Ontology annotation, molecular function: urate oxidase activity. The record is from RefSeq and is a predicted model, not a curated record. Gene Ontology annotation, cellular component: peroxisome. The coding region runs from base 1 to 1074 and encodes 357 amino acids. Gene Ontology annotation, biological process: purine nucleobase catabolic process; urate catabolic process.